AUGACUACUACCAACAACACCAAUAAUAUUAAUGAUAAAGUAUUAUUUAUCACUGGAGCAAGUACAGGUAUAGGUUUGGCAAUUACCAAAUAUUUUCUUGAAAAGGGAUACAAAGUAGCUGCAACAUCAAGAUCAAAAGAAAAUCUCCUCAAGGUAGUUGGAAACAAUGACCCAAAUCAAUUCCUUGCAUUGGAAAAUGACUUGUUAAAUGAUGAAGCCAUUAAAAAGACGGUUGAAGAGGUUGUUUCAACAUUUGGAAGAAUUGAUAUCGUUGUCAAUAAUGCUGGAUUUGGAUAUUAUGGCCCAGCUGAAGGACACACCAUGCAAGACUACAAAAAUCUAUUUGACAUUAAUGUAUUCUCGUAUGCAUCUGUUAUGAGCCAUGUCACCAAACAUUUAAAGCCAGGCUCUCAUCUAUUCAACGUAUCAUCUAUUUGCAGUACUUGGGCUUUCCCAUUGUUUGCAUCGUACACUGCCACCAAGUUUGCAUUGGAUGGUCUCACCGAAUCGUAUGCCGCCGAAGUAAAAGAAUUACUUGGUAUUAAUGUAACCAUUUUAAAUCUUGGUACCUUCCAAUCGUCAUUCCAAUCGGGUACUCGUGAACCAUCAAUUGAUUUGAAAGCCAAGUAUGCCUCAGUCUAUGCAAGUGCCGCUGAAGUUAUGAAAACAUUGGAGUGGAAAGACCCAGUCAAGAUUGCAGAAAUCAUCCAACAAGUCAGUGAUCGUCAAGGACCAGCUCCACUCCAUCUAUUCAUCGGUCCAGACUCUGACCAUCUCGCAAGACAAAAGAUUAAACUUUUACAAAAAGAUUUGGACGAUAAUGUAGAUUUAACCGUUCAUAAAUUCUUACCAACUUCUGCUUAA
Cavenderia fasciculata is the source of this 864-nucleotide messenger RNA. RefSeq lists its product as uncharacterized. NCBI's taxonomy places the organism in Eukaryota, Evosea, Eumycetozoa, Acytosteliales, Cavenderiaceae. The transcript has a single exon. The record is from RefSeq and is a predicted model, not a curated record. The coding region runs from base 1 to 864 and encodes 287 amino acids. Gene Ontology annotation, molecular function: oxidoreductase activity.